CAGUUUCCCUUAUUUGUUUUUCUCCCAUAAACUUAACCGGGAAUGCCACUCUUCUCCAUUUGAGACCCUCUAUAUAUCAUUUUGAGGAGAAAAAUGAUUGGAUAUCUACUAUUGUCUAUCUGUUUGUUUCAAACAAUUGAAGCUCGACACGGCGUUGGGAAGCCGCCUCCUCAAAGGAAAUGGAUGACUCUACAUGGUGGUCAGCCUGAGGUCAUAGCAUCUGGUGGAUACUCGGGAUUUUAUCCUGACUCCUGCCUUGCUGCCUAUGACUUAGCUACUGAAAGUAGCAUCCCUGGAACAAUUCUCUAUUGCAAUCUGCAGUUCUCAAAGGACAGUGACGGUUUCUGUAUCUCAAGCAUAAAUCUUCAGAAUACAACAAAUAUUGAUGGUCUAGAUCCUAAAGGAACAAAGACUUACAACAUAAACGGACAAGACGUCACUGGAUGGUUCGGAUUGGAUUACACCAUCGAUUUCAUUUUGCGUAACGUGACAUUGAAGCAAAACAUUUUCACUAGGCAAGGAUUUUUCGAUGGUGCUCCUAUCGUGAAACCUUUACAAAUUACAGAAGACAAGUUCAAGAAGCCUACAAGACUUUGGUUGAAUAUUGAGUAUGACAUGUUCUAUAAGAAACACAAAAUCAAUCCCGAAGCUUAUCUCCUAGAGAAAUUCCACCCUCUGCCAGAGUUCAUUUCAUCCCCGGAGAUUGGUUUCUUGAGGUCUAUUAAACCAAAGAUCGGAAACGCCAAAACGAACCUCAUCUUCACGAUUCUUGCGGAGCCAGCAGUAGAACCAACCACGAAACAAACAUAUGGUUCACUUGUUAAGGAUCUCGCCAUGAUCAAGUCAUUCGCGUCUGGAAUUCUCAUACCAAAAGAAUACAUUUGGCCUGUCAAUAAUGCUCGUGUUUUGCAGCCCUCGACAAGCCUGGUGCAAGAUGCCCACAGAGAAGGGCUUUCCGUGUAUGCUUCUGGCUUUGCAAAUGAUAACUUUUUAAGCUACAAUUAUAGCUUUGAUCCAGCACGAGAGUACCUACAGUUUUUCGAUAAUUCUCAGUUUGCUGUUGAUGGGGUGUUGUCGGAUUUCCCUUCAACUGCUUCAGAAGCAAUUGGAUGCCUAAACCCGAACAAGAAUGCCUCCAGGACAAUGCCAACUUUAAUCAUAUCACAUAAUGGAGCUAGCGGUGAUUACCCCGGGUCAAGUGAUCUCGCCUAUCAGAAAGCAAUAGAUGAUGGUGCUGAUAUAAUCGAUUGCUCCGUUCAACUGUCUAAAGAUGGCAUGGCCUUCUGCUCAGAUAGAGCAGACAUUUUGAAAACUACUACUGCAGCCACUAUGUUCAUGGAUCGCAUUACCAAGGUUCCAGAAAUUCAAGAACGCGAUGGAAUUUUUUCUUUCGACCUCACGUGGAGCGAAAUCCAAUCUUUGAAGCCACAAAUUGAGAGUACCUUCGAAAACGAGCUAGCUAGAAACCCUGCACACAAGAAUAGUGGGAAAUUUGUGACCCUUUCUGAGUUCUUGGAGCUUGCUAAACAAAAGGCCGUAGCUGGAAUAUACAUAAAAAUAAAGAAUGCAGCUUACCUCGCGUCACAAAAGAACCUUGACAUUGUGGGUACAGUCUCAUCGGCACUUAGCAAUGCCACGCUCGAUAAGGAACCUAAGCAGAAGGUUCAUAUCCAAUCAGAUGACAGCUCAGUUCUCUUGAAGUUCAAAGACAACCCAAGUUACCAGAGGGUGUUUUACAUCUAUCAGCCGAUAAGUGGUGCACCUGCUCAAGUAGCACAGGAGGUCAAGAAAUACGCUGAUGCAGUUUUCGUGCACAGAGACGCUGUUGUGAUGUCUAUUGACAAUUUUUGCCAGAAUUUCACCAAUACCAUCCCAGCAUUUCAUGCUGUUAACAUCUCGGUAUACGUUGGAAUUCUAAAGGAUGAAUUCGAGAACUUGAUCUUCGACUAUUUAUCUGAUCCUUACGUCGAGCUAGCAACCUUCAAUGCCCUAAAAGUUGAUGGCUUCGUGACAGACUACCCGGCCACUGCAAAUAUGUUUGUCCGGUCCUCCUGUGCUACCCAGGGAUCCCCAUACGUUAUAAAACCAGUGGAACCAGGUUAUCUGUACGUAGCACCACCUCCGAUAACUGAACCGCCUCUCCUCAGUACCGCAGAUGUGGUUGAUCCACCAUUGCCUGCUAUAGCCAAGAAUAUGCCUACUCAGUCAGCUGCAGGCUCUGCUCCCACGAGCGGACCUCCAUCUGCGCCUCCACCUCCGGCUGCAAAAUCGUCUUCAACUAGUUCGGUAACUGUUGGUGCUGAAGGUUUCAUCUUAGCAGCAAUUGUGGCGCUUUUGACCGUCUUUACAUAGAGUAAGCGAGGCAGCUAAUUGGGGCAUGGAGCUGUAACUACAACGCUAGUGUGUAUGCGAUGUUUCCGAAAAGCACUUGAGACAUUAUUGAGAAAUAUACAUACCGUACAUAAUACUGAAUUACCAGAUUGCAUGUACAUAUAAACAGGGAUUACUAGAAGAAAUAUGUCAUUCGGUUACGGUUA
Molecule: messenger RNA, 2537 nt
Organism: Sesamum indicum (sesame)
Lineage: Eukaryota; Viridiplantae; Streptophyta; Magnoliopsida; Lamiales; Pedaliaceae
Gene: SVL4
Product: SHV3-like 4
Biological process (GO): lipid metabolic process
Molecular function (GO): glycerophosphodiester phosphodiesterase activity
Source: RefSeq, a predicted model, not a curated record